Molecule: messenger RNA, 771 nt
Organism: Drosophila novamexicana
Lineage: Eukaryota; Metazoa; Arthropoda; Insecta; Diptera; Drosophilidae
Product: male-specific sperm protein Mst84Da-like
Exons: 2
Coding region: 99-332 (77 amino acids)
Source: RefSeq, a predicted model, not a curated record
GUCUUUCAAACCUUUCGCUUCGACUGGCUUCUAAAUUUUUACGACAAAAUUUAUAUAUUUUCUCAAGUUAAUCUUCAUCUAAACCAAGUUACAUAAAAAUGUGCGGAGGCGGUUGUGGUCCAUGCGGAGGCUGUGGUCCCUGCGGAGGCUGUGGUCCAUGUAAUCAUUGGCCAUGUUGUGGCCCGCACAGUCCGCCAUGCGGUGCGCCUUCACCCAUCCCUUGCUCGCCUGCGCCGGGCGUCUGUUGUCCACCACUGCCCGAGGGUGGCAUUCCCGACCCACGUGUCUGGAAUUGUUGGAAUACACCACCAACCUAUCCAUGUGGCUUUUAAUGAGCCAACGUGAAGAGGCCGUGCAAUAGAUAGUUCGGUGUUGUGUAUAUAACAAGAAGGGGUCAAGUCCACAAGCCCAUUGGAUGGUUGUAGUUGUGAAACUUUUUGAUUGGCACAAAUUUGGAAGCAAGUUGAACGUAGAAAGAUAAAAUGACUCUAUGAAGAUUUAAUUCGAUCCAACAAGACUGAGCUAUUCGCAGAAGAUUUUGGAUUUGUUCUGCAACUAUGGCGCUCCGAAUCGCUGCUAUAUCGUUUACUGAUGCAAAAUUCUAUACUUCGAGACUCGAAGCGCUAGAGAGUUGGUAGAAAUUCUACGAAUGCGACCUGAAGCAAAUCUGAACUAUUCUUUGAAUUUUAAAGUUUGUAAAUUCAAAAUUUUUCAGUUACUCAAAUAUGGACUCCUUUUGAACUUUUGGCAAAUUAUAUUUUGGAAUCUAAA